This is a messenger RNA of Dioszegia hungarica, 564 nucleotides long. RefSeq lists its product as uncharacterized. The record is from RefSeq and is a predicted model, not a curated record. Bases 1 to 564 code for a protein of 187 amino acids. Lineage: Eukaryota; Fungi; Basidiomycota; Tremellomycetes; Tremellales; Bulleribasidiaceae. Gene Ontology annotation, biological process: late endosome to vacuole transport via multivesicular body sorting pathway; protein targeting to vacuole. Gene Ontology annotation, cellular component: Vps55/Vps68 complex; fungal-type vacuole membrane. The transcript is spliced from 6 exons.
AUGGCCAUCCCAAGAGCUCAGUACGAUCCCCGCCGGGUCUUCCGGUUCAGUCUGCCCAAGUUCGAAGUGGGGCCCAAGACUCGAUCAGCAGGGACAUACCUUUCAGGUGGACUGUUCGCUCUGUCCUUCUUCCUCCUGCUGGACGCUGCGACCCUCUCGAAGCAUGCCAAACCACCAUCAGACGCUCCACAUGAUGUAGUGCCGGUACACAUGUCGUUUGUGGACUGGAUACCUGCUAUCUGCUCUACCAUCGGUUUCCUCGUCGUCUCUAUCCUCGACAAGUCCCACCUCUCCGCCGCCUUCUCAGGGGACGCAUGGGGCUCUUCCGACUCUGCAGCUCGGCGUGCCCGCGUCGUGCUCUUCCUGGGUGUAGCUCUGCUCGCCGGUGGUCUCGCUGGGAGUCUGACUGUGCUCAUUCUGAAAUACAUCAUCCCCGAGUAUAAUGGGUAUCUGUACUAUGGAAUAGCGAAUGUCGGGAUGAACGGGGGAAUCAUGUUAUCAGCUAUGAUAUUGUGGGCGGCACAGAGCGGGAGCGAUGAGUAUGAGUAUCAGUUGACGGUCUGA